AUGGAACUAGAAAGAUCAAAAGAAAUUCUUAGUAAUCUAUUAGCUAAACAAAUUGAUUUAAAUGAACAAAUCUAAAAUGAAAAUGAUGAAUUAAAUAUCAAUCUUAAGUGAUUUUAUUAUUCUAUCUUAGACGAUUACUUAAUCUCUUAAAUUAAAAAGAUAAUCAAUUAUAAGAUAUUUAAAAUAGAAUUUUAUAAGUUGAUCAAACUGAAAAUCAAUAUUAAAUCACUAUUUCUUAACAAAAAUAAUUUAUCUAAUAAAUACAAUCUGAAAAUCAAGAAUUAUUAUUAUAAAUUCAAUAAUAAUCAGAAAUUAGAAAUAAAAUGGAAUAAGAAUUAUCUAAAAUUAUUGAAUCUUUUGAAAAAAUGUAAAAAAUUAAUUAACAAUAAUAAGAAGAAAUCAAUUUACUUUAAGAAAGAAAUCAAUAAUUAGAAGAAACCUAAAUUACUAAUUCAAUUUAAAUUGAAUAAAGUUAAAAAUAAAUCAAAUUACUUAUUAGCUCUAAUGAAGAUUAUGAAAAAUAAACAGAUAUACUCUUAAAGCAAACUAAUGAACUGAAAUAAAUAUAAAUUAAAUUACUCUACAAUUUAGAUGCAAUAUAAAAAGAAAAAGAUGAUAUGAGUACUUAAUUUGAUCAAAAAUUAAUACAAUUCAAAUCUUGUUUUCAAAGUACAGCUGAAAAUACUAAAGAUUUAACAAAUCAAGUAAAUGAAUUAACUGAUCAACUUUAACUACUCUAAAAACAAGUAAUUAUUAUCUAUUUAAUAUAUUAGAAUUAAUAAUUAAUAGAAUAAAUUGAAAAUUAUCAAUCACUUUCUCUUAAAUUAGAAUAAGAAAGAGAUAAAUAUCAUAAAGAUUUAGAAAUUACUACUUAAAAUAAUGUAAGAUUAUAAAAAAAUAAUUCAAAUCUUGAAAUUUAAUUAAGCCAAUUAUCACAAGAUCAAGAAUCAUCCAUUAAAAAAGUAAAAAGUUAUUUUUAUUUAUUAGAUGAAAUAUGCUAUAGAAUAAAUUGAUGAACUUGAAUAAGUUAAUGACAGUUAGUUAAAAUAAAACAAUGAACUAAAAUAAUAAAUAAAAAAACUACAAUAUCAAUAAGAUUAGAUUCUUCAAGAAAAGCAGGUUAUUUAUGAAUAAUUUGAAUAAAUUCAGAAAAAUGCUCAGUAUGAUCAUGAAGGAAAUAGAGAUAAAUAUAUUAAAUUAGAUAGAUCAUAUAAAGAAUUACACUGUCAAUAUGAUGAAUUAUUAAAUAAAGUAUCUAUGAUUUUGUAUUUAUUAGUCUAAAAUUUAAAAUUAGACUUUUGAAGAAUAAUAAGUUUAAAUUUAAUUAAAUAUUAAAGAAAUCAAUGAAUUAAAACAUAAUUUAAGAGUUUUACAAGAAUCUGAAAGAAAAUUCUCUUAUAAUUAUGAAGUUAUGAGUAAAGAAAAAUUUAUAAUAACUUAAAAGUUAGAAGAGUCUUACUAAAUAAUUAAAGAUUUAAGAGAUUAAUGCUAAUUAUUUACAGAAAAAUUAUAAAAAACUGAAAUUUUUAAUAAAUAAUUACUUUUAGAAAGUGAAUAAUAAUAAAAACAAGUAAGAAAUUUAUUAUAAUUAUAGAUAAAAGCUUAAGAAAGUAAAAUUGAAGAACAUGAAGUUCAUAUUGAAUUGUUAUAAGUUUAAAUUAAUCACAAAUAAACUUAAUAAGCUGAAAUUGAUAGAUAAUCAGCAUUUAAAUAAUCAACAACAAAGAAAAGUUAAUCAGUUAAUAAGGAAAAUAAUAAUGAAUUAAUGAGAUUAAAGAAAUAAAAUACUGAAUUAACAAAAGAGGCUAUUUCUUUAAAUGAAUAGAUAUUAGAAUUAAAAGUAAUUAUUGAUAAAUAUUAUUAGAAUGUUAUAAAUAAAUUAAAUGAUUAAUUAACACAAUAAAGUAAAAUUAAAACAGGUUUAGAAUCAAGAAUUCAAAGUUUGAUCAAAGUUGUUGAAGAAUUUUAAUAAAAAUAGAUUUUAAAAUAAUAGGAUAGUUUAACAAAAGAAUAAUUCUAAAAUUAACAAGAGUAAAUCAAAAAGAAUUUUUAUAUUUAAAUUUAAUAGUUAACUAGGGAAAAUGAAGAAUUAAAAAAAUUAUUAUCAACAUAAGCAAAUCAAACUUUUAAUUCUACUGAAGAAGUGUCUUCUUUGUAAGAUACAGUAGCAGAUUUAAAUAGAGAAAAAGUAAACUUAAUUAGAGAGUUGAAUCAAGAACAUGAAGCAAAAGUUAAAUCUGAAGCUGAAAAAGAUAAAUUGAAAUAAUAAAUUGAAUAAUAUCAACUUGAAAUAGAGAAUUGUCAAAAUUAAUUAGAUCUCUAUGUUAAAGUAUUAAAAUAAAUGGAUGAAAAGCUAAAAUAGUAAUGA
Messenger RNA from Paramecium sonneborni, 2368 nucleotides. Lineage: Eukaryota; Ciliophora; Oligohymenophorea; Peniculida; Parameciidae. The record is from the annotation of a GenBank genome assembly.